GAACUCCUUCCCUGCCCUCCUUUUCUGUUCCCAUUCUCAGCCACGUGCAGAGCCGAAACAGAAGGAACGCCGUCACCUCACUUCUUCAAAGCCGGCAAAGGAAAGACGCGCAGGGCUCGCAACGGACAAGGCAAAGGGCUUGGGCUGCUGAGCCACCGCGCUCCGACGGAAAGCGCCGAUUGGGCAAGGAGGGGAGGGGAUCGCGCCGCAGGAGCAGCCCCCUCUCCGCUCACUGGCUCUUGCUGCCUCUCGGCAGGCGCCGAUUGGAGAGAAGGGAACCCCCUGUGUCGGAGUCUGCCCGAAGCUAAGCCGCUCGCCAAGGCAAAGCAAGUUCUAUAGAGGAGCCCGGGCACAUGGUCGAGAACAAGCGGCAAGGACUUCGCCGCUGCAACCCCAGCCAUUUGGAUUAAAGGCUUCUCACGCGGUAGCUGAGCAGCGAGAGGAAAACAAGAGAGGAGCGGGAAAUGAAACAAAACAAAAAACAACCAGGUACCUCUUAUGCCAUUUCUCUUGUGAAGGCUAUUCAAUAGUGGAGACCUUUUUUAAUCGAACACUCCACAAAUUAUUAUCUCUGGACUCCCAGCUGACAUCCUGCUGGAGACUACAGCUGCUAAGCCAACUGGAACAGUGCCCACUCUCCUGUCAAAGUUUUUUUAUUUAUUUUUUCCUUACACAGGGAGAGGAAGAAAAAAAAUGAAGUUUGGCAAAGUGGAGUUCUGCCAUUUUUUGCAGAUAAUAGCUCUUUUCCUCUGUCUUUCUGGGAUGAGUCAAACAGAACUCCCAAGAUCCAGGUCAAAGACCUAUUUCCAAUCUGGGAAAUCGCGAACCAAGCGCAGCUGGGUGUGGAAUCAGUUCUUUGUACUGGAGGAAUACAUGGGAACUGAUCCCCUCUAUGUAGGAAAGCUUCACUCUGAUGUUGAUAAAGGAGAUGGCUCCAUCAAAUACAUCUUGUCAGGAGAAGGGGCAAGUUCCAUUUUCAUUAUUGAUGAGAACACGGGGGAUAUUCAUGCUACAAAGAGGCUCGAUCGGGAAGAACAGGCCUACUACACCCUCCGAGCACAAGCACUAGAUAGACUGACAAGUAAACCUGUGGAACCUGAGUCGGAAUUCGUCAUUAAGAUUCAGGACAUCAAUGACAAUGAACCUAAAUUUCUGGAUGGUCCUUACACUGCUGGAGUGCCUGAAAUGUCUCCUGUGGGAACCUCAGUGGUACAAGUUACAGCUACUGAUGCAGAUGAUCCUACAUAUGGUAACAGUGCCAGAGUGGUUUACAGCAUUCUUCAAGGACAGCCUUAUUUUUCUGUGGAACCAAAGACAGGUAUUAUCAAAACCGCACUUCCCAACAUGGACAGAGAAGCAAAAGACCAGUAUCUACUUGUCAUUCAAGCAAAGGAUAUGGUUGGUCAAAAUGGGGGGCUCUCUGGGACCACUUCUGUCACCGUCACCCUUAUGGAUGUCAAUGAUAAUCCUCCCCGCUUUCCUCGCAGAUCGUAUCAAUAUAAUGUCCCAGAAUCACUACCUAUGGCUUCAGUGGUGGCUAGAUUAAAGGCCGCAGAUGCUGACGUGGGACCUAAUGCUGAAAUGGAAUAUAAAAUUGUGGAUGGUGAUGGCUUGGCAGUUUUCAAGAUUUUGGUUGACAAGGAGACACAAGAAGGAACAAUUACAAUACAGAAGGAGCUGGAUUAUGAAGCCAAGGCCAGCUAUACUUUGAGAAUUGAAGCAGCAAAUAAGCAGGUCGAUCCUCGCUUUUUAAGCCUUGGGCCAUUUAGUGAUAUGACCACAGUGAAGAUUAUUGUGGAAGAUGUAGAUGAACCACCUGUAUUUACCUCACGUUUGUAUACCAUGGUGGUUUCCGAAGCAGCCAAAGUGGGUACCAUCAUUGGAACUGUUGCAGCCCAUGACCCAGAUGCAUCUAACAGCCCUGUCAGGUACUCAAUAGAUCGAAACACAGACCUGGAGAGAUAUUUCAAUAUCGAUGCCAACAGUGGGGUGAUUACCACUGCGAAGCCGUUGGACAGAGAAACAAAUGCUGUUCAUAACAUCACUGUCUUGGCUAUGGAGAGUCAAAACCCCUCACAAAUUGGGAGGGGAUAUGCGGCCAUCAGUAUCCUUGACAUCAACGACAACGCUCCCGAGUUUGCAAUGGAUUAUGAAACUACUGUCUGUGAAAAUGCAGAACCUGGCCAGAUAAUUCAAAGAAUCAGUGCUGUUGACAAGGAUGAUCCACCUAGUGGUCAUCAGUUUUCCUUCAGUUUGGCAGGAGAGGCUGCAAAUAACCACAACUUUACAUUGCAAGAUAAUAAAGACAACACGGCAUCUAUUCUAACCAGAAGAAAUGGAUUUCGGAGGCAGGAGCAGUCAGUUUACUAUUUGCCAGUGUUCAUUGUGGACAGUGGCUCUCCUUCACUGAGCAGCACCAAUACACUCACUAUCCGUGUGUGUGACUGUGAUGCAGAUGGCAUCGCUCAAACAUGCAAUGCAGAGGCCUACAUCUUGCCGGCAGGACUUAGCACGGGGGCACUCAUCGCAAUACUGGCUUGUGUUCUGACAUUGCUAGUGCUUGUCCUGCUCAUUGUUACCAUGAGACGACGGAAAAAAGAGCCCCUUGUUUUUGAUGAAGAGAGAGAUAUCAGGGAAAACAUAGUCAGAUAUGAUGAUGAGGGAGGUGGCGAAGAAGACACGGAGGCCUUUGAUAUGGCUGCCUUGAGGAACCUCAACAUCAUGCGAGACACCAAGGCCAGGAGGGAUGUGACUCCAGAGAUCCAGUUCUUGAGUAGACCAUCAUUUAAAAGCAUCCCGGACAACGUCAUUUUUCGGGAAUUCAUUUGGGAAAGACUAAAAGAGGCUGAUGUGGAUCCCUGUGCUCCACCAUAUGAUUCCCUGCAGACAUACGCAUUUGAGGGAAAUGGUUCAGUGGCUGAGUCACUCAGCUCUUUAGAUUCUAUCAGUUCAAACUCAGAUCAGAAUUAUGAUUACCUCAGUGACUGGGGGCCUCGCUUUAAACGGCUUGCAGACAUGUAUGGAACUGGACCAGAAAAUUUGUAUUCAUAGCCUUUGAACCUUUCUAUGACAAUGCACUAAAGAAAAAGAAAAUAAAAACUCAAUAUCUGGACUAAGGAAAAUCUGUAAAUAUUUCUCCAUUUUUAACCUUUUUGGUUUUUUUGCCUUGGUGAAGCAUAUCUUCAUUAGAACUUUGUCCUAGGGACUGCACUGAACACACAGAUUCUGAGCAUCCAGUGGCAUUUUUGGUAACAUUAAGAUGCUUGGGCAUGUGCAAAUAGAUAGCAACACUCGUAUACCUGCAGAGGCAACUAAUCUCUAAGAGUAAGUAAUGCACUGUGACCUCAAUGAGCCAAUGUUAUCCUGUAGAUGCCUUCACAGUACUGCUGGGUCUACGCUUAGUCUUCUUAGUGGAGAGAAGGGGAAAAUCGUUUGCCACUGAACAAUGUUAAAACAAUAUAUACUACUGAUGCAAAGUUAAUUCUUUUAUUUACAGUGUUGCAUGCAGUUUGCUGGCUCAAAAAAAUCUAACACAAUGACUUUUUUAAAUGUUGGCUUUAAAUGCUAUUUAGUUCAAAAGCCUCUGCAAAUAGCUGGGCAAUUCUAGAACUAGAUUGCAAUUCCUACUAUGAAAAUCUGUAACAUAUCCCAUUGCCUUAUCAAAAUUGUUACCAGGGUACGUCAAAUCAGAUAGCUAGAAAAUGAUUCUCACAAUUUUGUGAUGCCUAUGUAGGUAUGGGGGGAAGUUGCUAUCUAUUUACAGGUUUUUUAUUAUUAUCUCUCCUGAUUAGUACAGGAGAACUUAUCCAUUUUUUAUUUGUUUUUAAAUAAAACGUUGACAUGUAGAGUUAUGUUUAUUUUGGAGCUCCAGUCUCCAUCACAUUCAGGUUUACUAUACUGCACCAUGGUAUUAGAUGCUUGAGAACAUACUGUUUUUUCCUCCAGUCUCAGCUACAUGAAGGAAAUGAAGCAUGGAAAUAGAGAAAUUACAAUGAAGCAAUUGAGCCCGUCAUUCAUCUCUCUGAGAGGAACACUGCUACAAGGACACACUGCUGUCAUUGUUCUUCUGAGCCAUUACAAUGUCUGAGAUAUUUAAAUAAAAUGUUUGUACUUUGCAUUUUCAAAAGGAGACUACAGAGGCAGGCAGGAGUGUCUAUAAUGCAAGUUGUAGCUUUCAAGGUCAUCCAUUCUAUGUGCUCCAACAAUUUAAACAAACCUGCGCCUUCCAUCAAGUUCCCUAGCUCUUUUGCUGCUGCAGAAUCACAGCAAAAGACCCCUUUACAUUUCUUUCAUAUGUUAAGCAGUGUGAUGCGAUUAGCACCAGAAUCCAUCUUCAGAUCCUUACGCACAUAAGUAUUUUGCCCCAGGGAGCUAACUUCAUAACACAUCAUCUCUGUGCUGGUUCAGGUGUGCCAUACUCGAAGGAUGAUUGCAGUCGGUUAAAAUAAUGUUGGGUUUUUUGAAGUAGGAUUUCUUAGAAUAUAACAAGUUUUUAUGAUUCAGGCAAUAUUUAUAUUUUAGCUGUCCUGAUUUAUUACUAGCAAAUAAGACAUGGAUUCAAUUAGAAUAGUGCUUUAUUUUAAUAAUCUUUUCCUAUUUUUGUCUCCCCCCAUUUUUUUCCUCUGAAGAUUGGUUGUUGAGUUCCUGAACAAUCCAGAAAAAAUUCACCCAAAUGCUUAGUUUUUUAGACUUCUUACAUAUCAAAAUAGUGCUGGAACUUAAGAGUUUACAGAACUAGCAUUCUGCCAGAACCUCCCCCCCCCACCAGUUUCUCAAAAUAUUUAUUGCCCUGUGAAAGAGGCUUCUGCUUUUCUGCCUCAUUCUCAAGGUGCUUGAAAGUUGCAUCAGAAUUGUUUCAGAAUUUUGGUGAGUGAACAGCUUAUUUUAUCAUUCUAAAGUGGCUAAGGGUAGCAUGUGACUCUGUGUGUUUUUCUUUCCAGUAAUCAUUUCUCCAGCACUCUGCAGUCUCCCUGGCUGCCUGCAUGUCUUAUAUGCAAAAAAGCCCCAUGGGAAAAGGCUGCUAAAUUACUAAGAUUAGUGCUCUUGUUUUUAAAGGAAGUCCUUCUUAUUACCUUAAAAAAAUAUUCACUGAUUUCUUUAAAAGUAAAGGCUUCACUUAAAAAUAUAAUAACAACAGCUAUCAGUUUGUCUCCACCAUCCUGCAUUUACAGGAAAGCUAAGCAGAGAACUUCAUAUGAUUUUCAGGAAAGGUGAGCACCCAGGAAGGCUUCAUAGUGCAGAUUGCUGGAGAGAUGAUUUGUAGAAUGAGAGAAAGGACACUCACAAACACCUCUUGGUCACCUUGAAAGUAAGGUAAGCACAGCAAAACCCAGCACCCACCCGUGAAAAUUUCACAUAUUUCUGCUUUGAUAAAUUCUGGAUGCAGUGUAUUUUCUUAUUAAUUGAUGCAGUCAAAAAGUGCAGGAGAAGUUACUGUCCUAGCACUAACUAGGGCCUGAGUUUGGAGAAAAUAGGGACUCCACACUGUAGGGUUCUUAGAUUCUGUUAUUGUGAGCCUCCCUGAGCCAGGAUGCAAAUAGUUUUGAUCAUACGCAAACUUUGUAGCAAGAUAAAUUCUUUAGCUGAGCUAUCUCUUCUCCUAGUCAUAAAAAAUGUAUAAAAAGCUGCACUGAGAGAAGAACCAUAGACUCUCUUAAUGUGCUUUGAAGCACAAUAAAAAGACAAAUGCCCUUUAAAAUGUAAGCAGUUUCUCACAUCUGAAAGCCAUCAACCACCAACACAGCUUCCCACUUAGUUGGAGUGUUUUACAAGUUCACUCUCUGCCAACUGAACAAAUCAAACACAUACACAACUGAGGCAGGAUGAUGUCUGAAUAAAGUCUGUGCCUUCCCUAGCAACUAUUGACACUACCAUAGGGAGGUCCAUCUUACAUUCUGAGAACGCACUUUAUAGAAGGUGAUCUUCUGAAACUUCUUUUUGUAAAAGGACUUUUGUGGGGAAAGAAUAUUGACUACAGCUGUAACGUGAUGAAGGGGGAAAUUACCUGUAAUUCUUGCAGCUCAGCGUUAUUAAUUAACUAUAUGAAAGUGGCCUUCAGCUUCAUAAAAAGUAUACAAUUUGUUCAUGCACAACACAAUUCUUUACCUUGGGUAACUUU
Molecule: messenger RNA, 6118 nt
Organism: Rhineura floridana
Lineage: Eukaryota; Metazoa; Chordata; Lepidosauria; Squamata; Rhineuridae
Product: cadherin-7
Exons: 12
Coding region: 694-3051 (785 amino acids)
Biological process (GO): adherens junction organization; multicellular organism development; cell-cell junction assembly
Cellular component (GO): plasma membrane; adherens junction; catenin complex
Molecular function (GO): cadherin binding; calcium ion binding
Source: RefSeq, a predicted model, not a curated record